Messenger RNA from Felis catus (domestic cat), 2567 nucleotides. It is a transcript of the gene DEAF1, whose product is annotated as DEAF1 transcription factor. Gene Ontology annotation, biological process: regulation of transcription by RNA polymerase II. Bases 356 to 1876 code for a protein of 506 amino acids. The transcript has 11 exons. Gene Ontology annotation, cellular component: nucleus. Gene Ontology annotation, molecular function: DNA-binding transcription factor activity, RNA polymerase II-specific; DNA binding. The record is from RefSeq and is a predicted model, not a curated record. Lineage: Eukaryota; Metazoa; Chordata; Mammalia; Carnivora; Felidae.
GUUAGCGCAGAGCCGUUCGGAAGCCCUCGUACAGCCUCGGACCAGUUCGGGCAGCCUCGGCUCCGCACUUCGGGCCGCUUCGGCCCUCCUCGGUUCCGGACUCUCGGCCGUCGGCGGAGCUCGACUGGGCCGCUUCGUGCCGGUUCGGCCCCUGUUCGGGCAGCCUCGGCUCGGCGGCGCAAGAGGCUUCGGGCAGGCUCGGCUCGGCUCGGCUGGCAGCUUCGGGCGGCCUCGGCCCGGCUCGGCUCGGCUCGGCCCGGCUCGGGCGGCCCUCCUCGCGCUGCGCGCUUCGGGCUCCGUCCCGGCCUUCGGGCGGCCCCGGCUGGCGCCUUCGGGCGGGCUCGGCGGAGUCCGGAUGGAGGACUCGGACUCGGCCGCCAAGCAGCUGGGCCUGGCCGAGGCAGCGGCGGUGGCGGCCGCGGCCGCUGUUGCGGCGGCGGCCGCGGCCGCGGCAGGAGGCGAGGCGGAGGAGCCGGUGCUCAGCAGGGACGAGGACUCGGAGGAGGACGGGGACUCGGAGGCAGAGCGCGAGACUCGGCGGGUGACGGCCGUGGCGGUGAUGGCCGCCGAGUCCGGGCACAUGGACAUGGGUGCCGAGGCCCUGCCGGGUCCCGACGAGGCCGCCGCGGCCGCAGCCUUCGCAGAGGUGACCACUGUGACCGUGGCCAACGUGGGCGCCUCUGCAGACAACGUCUUCACCACGUCGGUGGCAAAUGCCGCCUCACUCUCGGGACACGUCCUGUCUGGCAGGACAGCCCUGCAGAUCGGGGACAGCCUGAAUACAGAGAAGGCCACGCUGAUUGUUGUGCACACGGAUGGGAGCAUCGUGGAGACGGCGGGGCUGAAGGGGCCAGCUGCACCUCUCACUCCAGGCCCUCAGUGCCCUCCGACUCCUGCAGCUCCCGGCCAGGAGCGAGGCGGAACCAAAUAUAACUGGGACCCCUCGGUGUACGACAGCGAGCUGCCCGUGCGCUGCCGGAACAUCAGCGGCACGCUGUUCAAGAGCAGGCUCGGCUCAGGCGGCCGGGGCCGAUGCAUCAAGCAGGGGGAGAACUGGUACAGCCCGACUGAGUUCGAAGCCAUGGCCGGAAGAGCCAGCAGUAAGGACUGGAAGAGGAGCAUCCGCUACGCGGGCAGGCCGCUUCAGUGCCUCAUUCAGGACGGGAUCUUAAAUCCUCACGCUGCCUCAUGCACCUGUGCCGCCUGCUGUGACGACAUGACCCUGAGCGGCCCAGUCAGGCUCUUCGUCCCCUACAAAAGGCGCAAGAAGGAGAAUGAGCCGCCUGCGACCCCCGUGAAGAAGGAGCCCCCCAAGAACAUCACGCUGCUUCCCGCCACCGCCGCCACCGCCUUCACCGUGACCCCCUCAGGACAGAUCACUACCUCGGGCGCACUGACCUUUGACCGGGCGUCCACCGUGGAGGCCACCGCCGUCAUCUCAGAGAGCCCGGCCCGGGGCGAUGUCUUCGCGGGAGCCACGGUGCAAGAGGCAGGCGUGCAGCCCCCGUGCAGAGUCGGCCACCCGGAGCCGCACUACCCAGGGUAUCAGGACAGCUGCCAGAUCGCACCCUUCCCGGAAGCAGCACUGCCAACGUCUCAUCCCAAAAUAGUGUUGACCUCCCUGCCGGCCUUGGCCGUCCCACCCUCCACCCCCACCAAAGCCGUCUCCCCCUCGGUGGUCAGCGGGCUGGAGAUGUCGGAGCCUCGGAACUGGCUGUACCUGGAAGAGAUGGUCAACUCCCUGCUCAGCACGGCCCAGCAACUGAAGACACUGUUCGAACAAGCCAAGCAGGCCAGCUCCUACAGAGAAGCCGCCGCGGCCCAGGCCAGAGUCCAGGCGGACGCAGAUCGCAAGGAGAUUAUUGUCACGUGGUGAAAACGUGCCUUGUGUUCUGUUGAGUUUGGAGAUGCGUCCCUUGGGGUGUUUGGCAGGCGUGCGUCUCCCCCAUUACCAGCUGGAAGCUUCCACGUCUGAGCUCCUCCACCUGCACCUCCAUGCCUGAUGGAGGCCGCCUCCGUGUUGUUUCACUUCCAGCUUCCGGCAGGUUCUUCCGAAGGAGGAUCCCGGGCGUCCGGGUUCACGGAGCACAGCCGGGGGACAUUCUCUCAGUUCGUCACUGCAGCCCCUGCGGCUUUUUGUGCGCGGCCUGGAGGUUGCUUAGGGCCAGUCUCCCAGGUGUCGGUGGGCGCAGGCCACCAGGGUCACCAGGGUCGGAGCAGCACCAGCCGAGGCGUGUGCGCGGCAGGCGUGGUGCACUCGGAGGCGUCCUGCGGGAGGUGGGGGUGGGGGGCACACCAGCGAUGUGUUCUUAACGGGAGCUUUCUCCGUUACAGUAAAUGUGGACUGUGGCUUGUAAACAAAAGUCAGAUUGGUUUUUUUCCCUAUCAUAUCUAUAAUAUGAACAUUUCUGUUAGUUUAUUCCCAUUUUUUAUAAAUCAGAGGGAAGAAGAGCUUUGCAGGUUCUCAAUUUUCUAUACGACUUAACGUGUGAUUAACGUUUUUCCAAGGAAGAAAAAUGUUGCUUCUUCUGAAGAAGGAGAUAAAUUAAAAAACCUUUUUUAAAGAA